AUGGAUGUCUCUCUAAUUCUCGGGAUCCCAACCUCAAAUGUCGCCCGACCAGACUCCAUGGGAUGGUUUUUUACGAAGACGGGGAGAUACACGGUAAAAUCGGGUUACACGGUCCUACAACAAAGUUUGGACGCUGAUAGGCCCAUCUUUUUUGGUCCGGACACACGGCGCCUUCAAGCACAGGUUUGGAAGGUACAAUGUACUCAGAAAUUACAACAUUUUAUCUGGCAAGCUUUGACGGGAUGCAUAGCGGUAGGGGUGAGACUCCAGAGUCGCGGUAUGCAGAUAGACCCACAAUGUAUGCGGUGUGGGAUGGCGGCAGAAACAGUGAACCACACACUGUUUGAAUGCCCACCGGCACUGCAAGUUUGGGCUCUAUCUCCAAUUCCAACGGCCCCACAGCGUUUCCCUACAGGAAGUUUGUUUGCAAAUAUGGCAUAUCUUUUUUGGAAUUUGCCAGACGAUGAUAGAAUGCGGAUGUAUCCUUGGUUAAUUUGGUAUAUCUGGAAAUCACGAAAUGAUAAGGUUAUGGCGAAUGUGGACUGGGACCCAAAUGAAAUAGUAAUCAAAGCAACAGCGGAAUCUUCGGCAUGGGUAACCGCCCAGGAAAAACAUGUAAUGCUAUGUCCAAUAUUGACAACCUCAGAGGAAUCCCCUAGAAUGGGUGAUAUUUGUCAAGUAGAUGGAGCUUGGAAGGAGACAGAAAGUCGAGCUGGGCUAGGAUGGUUUUACUUGAACAUGAAUACUCAGGAAAAGCUUAUGGGAACUCGUAACUUGAGAAGGGGAAUAUCGCCCCUCCAAACGGAGUUGGAGGCACUUAUUUGGGCCAUGCAUUGUAUGCUACGGCAUAAUAAAUUGUUAACGCGUUUUGAGACGGAUUGCUCUGAUGUGGUGAAGAUGGUGUCUACGCUAGAGGAGUGGCCAGCGUUCGAAAUACUUCUUGACGAGGUUGACCGGUGUAAAAGGAGGUUUACCUCUUUCUCCAUCGCGCACAUACCUAGGACAAAAAACACGAAGGCAGACAAGUUAGCACGGAGUCCUCGAGCUCUACCUACUGAUGUGUAUUAUGUAAACUCAGUUUCGCCAACUUGGAUUCCCGAGCUGGUUUAG
Molecule: messenger RNA, 1110 nt
Organism: Microthlaspi erraticum
Lineage: Eukaryota; Viridiplantae; Streptophyta; Magnoliopsida; Brassicales; Brassicaceae
Source: the annotation of a GenBank genome assembly